AUGCCACCAAUUCGCACACAAGACACAAACAUGACAUCAGAGGGCAGCUUCGCACGACUGGGCUUUCCAGUCGUCUCGCGAGACGAAGCUCUAGCAUCAGCCAUGAGUGUAGUGGUAGCUGCGCAAACAAGGGCACCUCCGCGCCAGAAGCGCGUUCGUCGCGCGAAGACGCAUUCGCAUCCAGCACCGAUCAGUCGUACAGUAUCGACUCCUCCAAUCACACCGCCAACCCCGUCAGCUAUACCCGAAGAGGGCGAGAACGAGGACGCUGGCUCAGCUGCUGAUAUCGGUGACCCCGAUAUCGAGCAGGAUCUGGAUGGCGAAAACCAGCUCAUCUUUUGA
This is a messenger RNA of Alternaria ethzedia, 342 nucleotides long. RefSeq lists its product as uncharacterized. The transcript has 2 exons. The record is from RefSeq and is a predicted model, not a curated record. NCBI's taxonomy places the organism in Eukaryota, Fungi, Ascomycota, Dothideomycetes, Pleosporales, Pleosporaceae. Bases 1 to 342 code for a protein of 113 amino acids.